Messenger RNA from Colletotrichum graminicola M1.001, 1071 nucleotides. RefSeq names its product C2H2 type zinc finger containing protein. The transcript has 3 exons. Lineage: Eukaryota; Fungi; Ascomycota; Sordariomycetes; Glomerellales; Glomerellaceae. Gene Ontology annotation, biological process: regulation of transcription by RNA polymerase II. Gene Ontology annotation, molecular function: DNA-binding transcription factor activity, RNA polymerase II-specific; RNA polymerase II transcription regulatory region sequence-specific DNA binding. The coding region runs from base 1 to 1071 and encodes 356 amino acids. Gene Ontology annotation, cellular component: nucleus. The record is from RefSeq and is a predicted model, not a curated record.
AUGAAGUCCGCCGGCCAAACGGGCGCCCUCAAGAAGCCUAACAACCUCACCGAAGGCAAGAAGCCGGCCCCUCAUGAGGCAAUUCGCUGCAACGUCUGUGGUGACAUGUUCGCCAGCUUUGACAAACUGAUGGCACACAAGCGAAUGGCUAUGAAAGCCGAGUAUACCCACAUUCACUGUCCUAUCUGCACGCUGGAUUUCAAAACAAGCGAUGCCAAGGACAAACACAUUCUCCAGCAGGAGCACCCGCAAGAGCAGAACUUAGUCUGCCCAGGCUGCAAGAAGACUUUCGUCCGGCUUGCUGCUUGGAUGAGUCAUCUAGAGCACGAUGAGUGCAAUUCGAUCAGACGACAGGACGUCGACAGAAACCGCGCCCAGAAACUUACAUUCGCCCAUGAGCUUGAGAAACGUAGCGGCUCCCAAUUUGGUGACUACUUCCCCACGUCACACCCAAGUGUUGAGUCUGCCUUUGACAAGCCGUAUAUGGCCCACCCGUCCUACUUCAAGCCAGAUGACUUUCCGGAUUUGAAGGAAGAAGAGGGUCCAAAUGUUGUAGUCAAACGGAAUACCGGCCUCAUAGCCAAUAAGACAGCGACGUCGGAUGACAUCAAUAACCCAUCUCACCCAAAAUUUGACCCUCGGAAGUACUGCAACGCUUUCACCGGCAAGUUCAAGUGCCCACAGUCAUCUUGCAGGAAGAUUUUCGACACAAGCGGUGCUCUCAUCAUCCAUAUGAAGGCAGCCACCUCCCACUACAACGCAAAGCUGCAGUGCCCUGGAUGCCUCCGCUACUUCAGAGACGCGUCCUCUUUGACGGCGCACUCCGAGUCGGAGACUGAUCGUUGCUCCAUUCGACAUUCCGAGAACUACCGCAACUACCUUGACCAGCUGACUGGAGGCAUGGCGGAUGUAAAUGACAAACAUCGGGACGGUACAGUCAAGUACGAGGUUAGCACGGAGGCUAUCAUCAAGUUCGGCACCCAGCAGGCUAAGAAGGCCACGGAGGACUAUAUUGAGAAAACGCAGGCUGAUCAACAGGAAUAUUGGGCUCGUAAUAACCCUGUUUGGUGA